AUGGAUAAUAUUAUCAACUACAACGUCUCGGUGCAUGCCACCAAUUUGAGGAGCAAAAUUAAGGUUUGUUCUUUGUUUUUCCCUAGAACUACAGUACCCCUCCUACAGUAAUCCUCGAAUUUCAGAUCGCUCAAGCCCUCCAAUAUCUGCUCACAACGCCUAUCAACCUGUCGAUUCUCCAAAAGUUUGAGAUCAAAACCGUCACCGUGCCGAUUCUGAACGUUCCGGAACAUUCGGAAAGAGCGCAAAAGCUGCUGAACCACAUAAAUCGUCUGGAAAAGUCGGAAAAUCUGGACGGAAUGGCGUUGGAAGUGCACGAGGAAAAUUACAGUGGAAUGGAUCCCGAACUCGACGAGGAGGUGGCCCGGGUCAUGGGUCAGGAGGAAAAUGAGCCGGGGCCAGAAGUUGGAGACGUGGAGCAACGUCCGAGCGCCAGAAUGUACACGGAACAGUGUCAGGACUCGCCGAGACAGGCGGCCGAGCGACGCAACUUGUGGGCAACGAUUUUGGAGCAGGAAAGAGGCGAGCCGAAGACGCCGAGCCCGAGUCCAAGACCCUUUGGCGGGGACAUCAAGAUUUGUGAGGUAGGCCAACUUUGACCGUGUACCAUGAGGCCAGGAGAUGUUCUAUGCGUUUCAAAUUUUUUUUGUGAAAACUUGACAUCUUGUACUACAUUUUUCGAGUUGAUCACAUUUUUCUACAACCACUUCUAAGAGUACUGUAGCUCUUGGAAGUUAGGAUUCAUUUCAAGCAGUUGAAAAGCGCGCCAACUUUAAAGCGCUACAGUACUCCAGGAAGUGGUCGUAGAAAAAAGUGGUCAAUGGGAAAUAUGUUGUACUUACCCUCAAGCUUCCAUAUAAAAAAUUGUGAAGCUGUGAGAUUACUGUAACUACAGUACCAUCGCUUUUUUUGCAGACUCCUCGCUUCAACCCGAUCAAUCGUCAAAACAGGCACAUCCGCGGCAAAUAUCGUCCGAUUUCAAUGUUCGGACUCUUUAAAGACUCUGUCUAA
This is a messenger RNA of Caenorhabditis sp. 36 PRJEB53466, 1011 nucleotides long. NCBI's taxonomy places the organism in Eukaryota, Metazoa, Nematoda, Chromadorea, Rhabditida, Rhabditidae. The record is from the annotation of a GenBank genome assembly.